AUGGUAGGGGAAGGCACCGUGGAAGCUGCCGGCGGCCAGGCGGUCAUCGCGGGGUGGAUGGACAAGCACCGCGAGAUGUAUCGUCGUGCGACUAAGCACCCAUUUGUCCUCAGCAUUCGCGGGGGGACAGUCGAUCUUUCCUCGUUUAAACGAUGGCUGGUGGGUGUCCUGGCUCUCCUCAGUGGCGGUGUGUAUACAUUUUUGUUUCGUCGAUUUGCUGAUGACUGAACAAAACCUUAUCUAUAAGAACCUAAUUUCCUGUUUUUUUUUUCGUGAACUAUUGCUCCGAAGUUCAAGCAUAUCGAUUACAGAGAGAUAUGGGGCUUACAAAAAAUAUAUUUAAGUUUGGAGAAAAUGGCCACACGAUCGCCUUUUUCCUUAAAAAAUAAGCACCUUACAGCUGGUGGUGGUGCAAGCUAGUCGAGACUUCGGAGCCGCAUGAAAGUGGCCCCAAAGGGUAACAGAGAAAACACAAGUCAGGAUUCACCUAAUGAAUUCUCCUUUAAUCAGCGUAGCCGAAAAGUACAAAAAAAGAAAAAAAAGAAAAAAAAAAAGGAAAAGAUGUAAAGCUUUAGAAUUGUCACAAUUCCUUCCUGCUUUGUUGUUGUGUUCUUCCUUUAAUCCGAGGUUUGAAAUAAAAUCUACGCAGGGCUAGGUAGAUUCUUACACAUUCCUUUUAGCCUUAUGUCAAUUUUUGGGAGUUGGGAAGUUGUCGUGACCAAGCCCUAUUUUUGCAUCAAUGGCUACUUGUAACUCUGUGUAAUAGGAUUAGAGUGUUCAUUUCACAGAACAAGUGGAAGUAAAUGAAAUGAAAGAUUCUAUGACGCCAAAGGUGCACAUUCUUUGAAGAUAACCACCAGUGGCUAUUGGAUGACGACCUGUAUCUGGCUUUUAGGAGUUUUGUCUGCAUGACAGCCUUCCUGACUAUAGAAUUCUUCACUAUAUUAGUUUCUCGCCUGUGGGGCAAUCUUCUGUUAUGGCCUCCUAGCGAGGGGUGUGAUAUGUGUUGGUCAUCCUAAAGUCUACUCGUGUGCUUAACAAAGUAAUACUACUUUCCCCCCUUUUUUUAUUUUUGGUCUGUCAUUGUUUCAGCUGCGCCGGUCUCUUCUCUCCACUUUGACGGAUGGGAAGAUUGAUGUUCGGUGUUGAAACCUUAACAGAUAAAAUAAUACUUUCAUUUACCCGAGCAAAGAUUCCAACAAAUGUUUUGAACUUGUUUUCAUACUUCUUUUGUAAUGUGCUCGCUGCAUCGCCGUUUGAUUUAUCUUCUCUUUUUUAGCUACCACAACAGCAGCCAAAUAUUAACUUAAUUACUUAUAAAACAAGAGACAUAGAUUUGUUGCUCAAGAAACAAAACAAGUGAAGACUGCUGAUUGGGAGAUAUCUUUGUUCCUGGCUUGAGGUUUGGUGCUUAUUUGACCAUCUUCCUCAUCGCUGAAAUCGCUCACGUUAUUGGUUCUUUAAAUCACCAGCCAAAGACAUUCAGAGAUUGUUGAUUGGGUGUUUUGCAGACCAUUUAACAAAAAAAUAUUUCUGCAUGGCGAACGUUUCUUGAAGAUUUCUCUUGUAUGGCUUGUGUCUGGUCAAAACUAGGCUUGGGUUUGCCCACACUCUGGGCCCUAUGUGAGACUCAUUCUUGAAGCUUUGCCCAGUGGGCUUCUGAUCUGGAUAUGAAGAAAAGAAAAGGAAAGUAGCUUUUGAAUGCUGUCCUAACCACCAGCUAUUCAUCCAGUGUCUCCAUUCAGUUUCCAGUAUCCCCUGUCUAGUUUCAUUCUUAUAGAAGAACUGCGAGCUCAUCUACAUGCCUUGAUUCGAGUGCACAGUUGUCGCAUUUAAAAUUGGGAUAAUAGAGAGCGAAAUGGUAAGGUUUUACCUCAUUAAGUGAGAGCGAAGUGCAUCUGUAAGCUACCCCUUUCCUUCUUCAAGUUAUUUUGUCCUUUAUCUGUCAAAGUUUCCUUUUUUAUCGAGAGCAAGCUCCGAAGGCUGAAACUAACAUCACCUGCAAAGAACAGGAACAAGACUACGUUUUUGUGAGGGGAUUUGUUCCCUUCGUGGCAAGCGUUCUGUUGAAGGCCAGCAGGGAAUCAGAUGACGAGACGGACAUGGAGACCAUCCUCGGCGGCAUGGCUUCUCUUUAUGAGGAGCUGUCCUGGUUCAGAACGGAAGCUUUCAAAUGGGGCCUGCCCUUACUUGAUAUCAUUCCUCGAAGGGCAAACCAGGACUACUGCAGGUAAUGAAUAUCUCGAAAUGUCCAGUAUUCAUUGCCGACGAUGAUCCCUGUGAUACCAUGCCUCCAAUUGCAGGUUUCUUCGGAGCCUGGAAGAACCAGAGGCCGACUACACCACCACAAUGGUGGCCUUGUGGGCUAUCGAGACUGUGUACCAGGAAAGUUUCUCCCUGUGCCUCGAGGAUGGCUCCAAGACUCCACCGGAGCUAAUGGAGACCUGCCAGAGAUGGGGUAAUGCCGGCUUCAGGGGCUACUGUGACUCCCUUAGGAGAAUAGCCGAGAGACGCUUGGAGAUGGCCCAGGCGGGUAUCCAGAAGAAUGCUGAAGCUGCAUUCGAGCGAGUUCUUGAGCUCGAAGUCAGCUUCUGGGAUAUGAGCAGCGGUAGUAGCCCGCUUUGA
Messenger RNA from Spirodela intermedia, 2625 nucleotides. The record is from the annotation of a GenBank genome assembly. NCBI's taxonomy places the organism in Eukaryota, Viridiplantae, Streptophyta, Magnoliopsida, Alismatales, Araceae.